AUGGUGCCACAAGUAGGCUCACCAAACGGUAAUGAGGAGAUGGCAGGAAUGAUGCCGAACGACUCGCUGCCCGACAUGAUGAUGCAAAAUAGCAACGAGUUUCAACAGGGGCAGAGCAUGCCACAGGGGUACCAGAAUCAGGACAUGGAUCGUAGAGCGUCAAUGAUGGAAUUCGGUGCUGGGGAUGGCCCCUUGAAUGGAUUCCAAUUCGAACCCCAAGCCACAUUCCAAGAAGAUUCGCGAGGCAACUUGCGGGACACACCUGGGAACGAAAUGGGCAUGGGAGGCGGGUACGUCAACAUGAACUCUGGGAUGAACAUGCCAGGUCAAGAAAUGGGGUUCACAUCUUCUAUGCACAUGCAAGACUCUCUGACGAUGAACAAUAAUUCAUUUGCCGGCAUGAAUGGGGAAAUGAUGCAGAAUCUGAUAGCAUACUCACCUAUGGGCAUGAAUGGAUUCUCUGAUGAAGACUCGAACGCGAUGAACAUGUUCUCUCCGCAGAACUACGGGCAGCCUUUCGGAACAGGGAACAUGGAUACCAUUCAGGGGAAUUUUAUGGCCUCCCCGAAUAUGCCUGACGGUUUAUCAGCUCGCGGUCCCAGUGGGAAUGCUCUCGAUGGCCCGGAGAACAUGACCCCGUCUGGACAAGAAGUCGUCGUGACUGAAAACGCGACCUUGAGCCCGACGAGGAACUUGAGCGUGGACCAAAAUCUGGAGCAGUAUGGUUCGCCCGUAAAAAACAUCCCUCCAGAUCUGGAGAGAUCAAAUCAAACUUCAUCUUUUAGUGUACCGGCACCUCCCACCCCUGCAUCAGCGCCGGGUGCUUCGCCCAAGAUCGACGUCAAGCCGGAGCCACCCGAAACACCUAUUCAAUAUCCAGGCAUAUACUCCUCGAGUGGUUUUGACAUGUUGGGAGCUCUGAUGAAAGUUGCGACCAGGAAGAAUCCGGAAAUUGAUAUUGGCAAGGUUGACAUGUCAUGUGCAUUCGUGGUCUGUGAUAUCAUGACAUACGAUUGCCCUAUUAUAUACGUCUCCGACAUUUUUGAGCGGUUGACUGGCUACUCCAAGCACGAAGUCAUGGGUCAAAAUUGCCGCUUUCUGCAAUCACCAGAGGGCAAGGUGGUGGCUGGAGCACGAAGAGGAUUCGUGGACAACAGUUCUGUCUAUUAUCUAAAGAACAGGAUAGCCGAGAAAAAGGAAGCACAGCGUAGCUUGAUCAACUAUCGCAAAGGAGGGCAGCCUUUCACGAAUCUUCUAACCAUGAUACCCAUCACUGGCGAGGAUGACAAGGAAAUUAGAUAUAUUGUGGGAUUUCAGGUUGACCUGGUCGACAAGCCUGCUUCCAUAGAGGCAAAGAACGCGAAAGGCAUGUAUACUGUCGACUACUCCCAAGGCCUACUGGAGAAAUUCAUAUGGAUUCCACCUGAAAACAAUCGACAAGGUCGAUACCUGGAUGGUGGGCAGACGAUUAGUCGGGAUGAUGUUAGUACUGUUUUGGGUUCGGUCAAUAGCAGCACGGAGUCGGACUUGACGAAGCGCAUGUGGGACAAGGUCUUGCUGGAGAACACAGAUGAUGUUGUCCACGUUCUCUCUCUCAAGGGUCUCUUCCUUUACUUGUCGCCAUCAUGCCGCAAUGUUUUGGAGUACGAUGCAUCGGAGCUUGUUGGGACUGCCUUGUCGUCUGUGUGCCAUCCUAGUGACAUUGUGCCUGUUACUCGAGAGCUGAAGGACACAUCGGCAGGAAUGCCAGUCAACGUUGUUUUCCGCAUUCGGCGCAAGAAGAGCGGCUACACGUGGUUCGAGAGCCACGGAUCACUAUGCGUAGAACAAGGCAAGGGUCGAAAGUGUAUAAUUCUUGUUGGAAGAGAGCGGCCCGUGUACGCUCUCCAUCGAAUUGAUAUUGAAGCAGCCGGAGGCAUCGGCGAGAAUGAGAUUUGGACCAAACUGUCUACUUCGGGCAUGUUCUUGUUCGUCGCGUCAAACGUGCGGACUCUGCUAGACCGUUCUCCCGAUGAUCUUGUGGGCACCAGUAUCCAAGCGCUGAUGCGUGCCGAGUCACGCGUAGAAUUUGGCCGUUCGCUUGAGAGGGCAAGAACUGGCAAGCGCACGACGCACAAGCAUGAGAUUUUCAACAAGAGAGGCAUCGUUUUGCAGGCGCAGACGACACUGUACCCAGGUGAUGCGGCCGAGGGCCAGAAACCAACAUUUCUCGUUGCUCAAACGCGAUUAUUGAAAUCGUCGACACGCGCUGUGGCUCCCGCGCUUGGCUCUCAUAGCUCGAAGGCGAUCAGUCCGAUACAAAGGAUGGAUCAUCAGUCUGAUGAUGCGAGCACCCUCGUCGUCCGCUCCGCGUCAGCGACGCUUGGUGAAUCGUCGUCCACCGCACCCUCGUCCAGGCUGGGGCCUCCCGUGCCAGGCCUCAUCUCACAGGCUGGAGGACCGGGACUACCGAUCGGCUCACAGGAUCUUGCCUUGGCAUCGAAAGAAAACAUCUUUGACGAGCUGAAGACGACUCGCUGUACGAGUUGGCAGUUCGAACUUCGCCAAAUGGAGAAGAGCAACAGACUCUUGGCCGAAGAGCUGGCAUCUCUUCUAUCAAGCAAGAAGAAACGCAAGAGGCGGAAGGGGAGUCACCCUCAACGCGACUGCGUUAAUUGCCAUACCCGUGUCACCCCUGAAUGGCGGCGUGGACCUAGCGGUCAGAGGGAUCUAUGCAACAGUUGUGGAUUGAGAUGGGCCAAGCAGGUGAGUCGCACCCGAGGCGGCGGUGACGGCUCUAAGCACUCGCAGAACUCGUCGUCGCCGAUCCACUCCUCGCCGCUACAGAAGGAGGUCCCGCAGUCUGGUCCCUCGAAGCCGAACCUCAACGUCGACCAGUCGACGGUGGGUGAUGUGAAGGGCAGCGGGGCAGCGGUGCCGGAGGCGCUGGGUGGUCGGAGCACUAUGAACAGUAUGCCGAUCCACGCCACGAGCCAGGGGUUCCGGGAGGGCGGGCAGAGGAUGAUUACCAAUAUUGACGAGAGAGAUGAGGGGGUUACGUGA
This is a messenger RNA of Drepanopeziza brunnea f. sp. 'multigermtubi' MB_m1, 3042 nucleotides long. The record is from RefSeq and is a predicted model, not a curated record. NCBI's taxonomy places the organism in Eukaryota, Fungi, Ascomycota, Leotiomycetes, Helotiales, Drepanopezizaceae.